Nanorana parkeri is the source of this 2094-nucleotide messenger RNA. RefSeq names its product serine/threonine kinase 11 (gene STK11). The transcript is spliced from 10 exons. NCBI's taxonomy places the organism in Eukaryota, Metazoa, Chordata, Amphibia, Anura, Dicroglossidae. The record is from RefSeq and is a predicted model, not a curated record. Gene Ontology annotation, cellular component: cytoplasm. Gene Ontology annotation, molecular function: protein serine/threonine kinase activity; protein kinase activator activity; ATP binding. Gene Ontology annotation, biological process: intracellular signal transduction; regulation of cell growth; protein phosphorylation. The coding region runs from base 51 to 1331 and encodes 426 amino acids.
UUCUUUGCUGUGACACUACUGAAGGGGGUCAGGCUAGUGCCAACCUAAUUAUGGAUGAGGGGGAGUGUAAAGAAAUGGAGUUUUUGGAAGACUUGUCUGUGGGCAUGGACACGUUUAUUCACCGCAUUGACUCCACUGAGGUUAUCUACCAACCGCGACGGAAACGUGCAAAGUUGGUGGGGAAGUAUCUAAUGGGUGACUUGCUGGGAGAGGGAUCCUAUGGAAAGGUAAAAGAGAUGCUGGACUCUGAUACACUGUGUCGCCGUGCUGUGAAAAUUCUCAAGAAGAAAAAACUGCGUAGGAUCCCCAAUGGAGAGGCGAAUGUUAAGAAAGAAAUCCAGCUACUGAGGCGCUUGAGGCAUCGCAAUGUGAUCCAGCUUGUAGAUGUUUUGUACAAUGAAGAAAAGCAAAAGAUGUAUAUGGUUAUGGAGUACUGUGUGUGUGGAAUGCAGGAAAUGCUGGAUAGUGUACCAGAGAAGAGAUUCCCAAUCUUUCAGGCGCAUGGUUAUUUCUGCCAGCUUGUGGAUGGUCUGGAGUAUCUUCAUAGUCAGGGAAUUGUGCAUAAAGACAUCAAACCUGGGAACUUGCUGCUUACAACAGACGGGACGCUUAAAAUCUCAGAUCUAGGUGUUGCAGAGGCCUUACACCCAUUUGCUGAGGGUGACACGUGCAAGACCAGCCAGGGGUCUCCUGCUUUCCAGCCUCCAGAGAUUGCAAAUGGCCUAGACACAUUCUCAGGGUUCAAAGUGGAUAUCUGGUCAGCAGGCGUGACCUUGUAUAAUAUCACUACUGGGCUGUACCCCUUUGAAGGGGAUAAUAUAUACAAACUGUUUGAAAAUAUUGGAAAGGGAGAUUACUCAAUACCUGAGGACUGCGGGCCACUGCUGUCUGACCUGCUGAGAGGAAUGUUGGAAUAUGACCCAACCAAGAGAUUUUCAAUACAACAGAUUCGUCUUCACAACUGGUUCCGGAAGAAGCAUCCACAGAUGGAUCCUCCUGUCCCCAUUCCCCCUAGUUCAGAAACCAAGGACCGUUGGAGGAGUCUGACAGUUGUGCCUUACCUGGAGGAUCUGCACGGGUAUAGUGAAGAUGAGGACCUCUGUGACUUGGAGGAUGAAAUCAUCUACACACAAGAUUUCACAGUUCCAGGGCAGGUACCUGAAGAGGACAUGUUUGCACAGACACAGGGCAGUGCUGCUACCAAACAGCUGUGUAUGAAUGGCACAGAAAAUCAGCUCAAGACAGAGAGGAGAGUUAGUUCUGCAUCCCAGCGCAAGGCCAGCACAUCAGGGGGCAAAGUACGCAAGCUAUCAGCCUGCAAGCAACAGUGAUGUAGGAGUCUUCUCUGCAAGUGACCCAGUCCUGCAGGCUCCUCCCGGUCUCUGUUCUGAGAAAUUCUGCCCAACAGAUGCUACAGCCGAAAUGCUGCAGACAAGAGAACUUCCCUUUUUAAUUGUUUUGCCCCAUUUCUCCUCUGGACCUCUAGGACUUGCGCAGUGUCCAGCAUCUGCUGCACUUUAUGACUUGAACUUAAUUCUGGCUCCACUUCAUUUUGUCUGGCUGUAUACUACAUGUAAUAUACUUAAGAGGUGGAGGUCCCAUCAUGAGCCCUAUCUGAGCCCUCAUACACAAUAAAAAUGCAAAGUGGGAAGGGAAAAGGAGGACAAAACUCCUCCAACCAAACCCAGCUGUUGUGUGUGCAUCAGGAGAAACAGAGCCGUGUGUUUACGAUCACAGGUUGUUUAUUUUCUCCUUUAGUGAUUAAACGUUUAUUUGGUUUCCACUAGAUUGGUUUCUGAGCAUUGGUUUAAUCUCCGUACGCUGACAGGGCAGUGCUUUUUGGCAGCUGUUUAAAUAUGUAUAUAUGUGGUCUGUUGUAAAUGUACAAAUGAAGUUGAACAAUUAUACUUAAUAGCAUUUUCUCAAUGUUUGCUCCCCCCUUUUCACAUACACACAGUGUACACUCAGACAAUUACAAUAUGCGGUCUUAUUUUAAUAAAGGAAAAUGCAGAGCAGUAGUGGAGAGAGCACAAGUAACUCCUACCCGUCACGUGCUACAUUUGAAAUACAAGAGCACAAAGGCUCCAUCUCCCA